AUGGACGACCAACUCAUCACGCCAGUCCCGGUGACGCGCCACCACGACCAUGUCAAUGUCGACGUCGAUGUCGAUGCCGAGGCCGGCAAGCAGGCGACACAGCUGGUCGCCGAGCUCGAGGCGGAGCAGCCGCUGCCGGCAAACAACUUCGCCUUCACGCCGUCCCAGUUGCACAAGCUGCUGAAGCAGAGGAGCCUUGCUGCCCUUGACGUCUUUGGCGGGCUUCGCGGCCUUGUGCUGGGCCUGCGGACCGACGUAACCACGGGUCUCAGCGCCGACGAGGCCAGUCUCGAUGGCACAAUCAAGUUUGACGAGGCCGUUGCGGCUGCUCGCGAGGAUCGUGUGCCGGUUCUGUCUACCGUCGAGGAGCCGCUCGCUGCCCCAGGCUUGACUUUUCCGAGAGGAGAAUCCCACCAGCAGUUCAUCGACAGGAGACGCAUCUUUGGCGCCAACCGGUUGCCUCGACGCCGGCAAAAGUCUUUCCUCAAGCUCAUGUGGAUUGCCUUCAACGACAAGCUCAUUAUCCUGCUGACAAUCUCAGCAUGUAUAUCCCUUGCCAUCGGCCUUUACCAGUCUCUCACAGCCGACGAGGACACGUCGAACAUCGAGUGGGUGGACGGCGUGACGGUCGUGGCCGCCAUCGUCGUCAUCGUCUUGGCCAGCGCUGCCACCGACUGGCAAAAGAAUCACCGGUUCGAGAAGCUUAACGAGCGACAGCAACAGCGUGAGGUGACGGUCCUCCGCUCUGGCAGGAUCCAGCAGAUCUCUAUAUACGAUGUCAUGGUGGGAGACGUCUUGCAUAUCGAGGCCGGCGAGGUCGUGCCCGCCGAUGGCGUCCUGAUCCAGGGGUCCAGCUUGUACAUCGACGAGUCGUCCAUCACGGGAGAGACUCAGCUGGUCCGCAAAACAGCUCCGGCAGACCGCAACCGCUCUCGAGCUUUCCAGCCAGAUCCCUUCAUCUUUAGCGGCACCACUGUCUGCCGUGGUGUUGGUCGCUUUCUGGUCCUCUCCGUCGGAGAAUACUCAGCCCACGGGAUGACGCUCAUGUCGUUGCGAGAGGACGUGGAGGAGACGCCUCUCCAGGCGAAACUGGGCAAGUUGGGCAAGCAGCUUAUCCUGUUUGGUGCCGUUGCUGGCUCCAUCUACUUUUGCAUUCUCUUCAUCCGGUUCCUGGUUCGAUUGCCGCAGCACAAGCACGCCAGGCCAACACAAAAGGCCGAGGCCUUUCUCCAUAUCGUUAUGCUGGCUGUCACCAUUGUAGUCAUCACCGUCCCCGAGGGACUGGCACUCAAUGUCACCAUUGCCCUGGCAUUUGCAACCACUAGAAUGCUCAAGGACCACAAUCUCGUUCGUCUCAUUCGGUCGUGCGAGAUUAUGGGCAAUGCCACGUCCAUCUGUUCGGACAAGACAGGGACCCUCACGCAGAACAAAAUGGCCGUUGUUGCCGGCCGCGUCGGGCUUGAAAGCGGAUUCGAAGAAUUGGAGGUUCCUGUCACUGGUGCGAGCUCAAGGGGCUCCUCUUCGGUGACGAAGCUCCCUUCGGCUAGACAGUUCAUGUCGACCGUCUCUCCCCAAGUCGAGAGAUUGAUCAGGGAGAGCAUAGCCCUCAAUUCCACUGCCUUCGAGAGAGACGACUCUGCGGGAGCCGAGUUCGUUGGAUCCAGCACUGAAACGGCUCUGCUCAAGUUUGGUCGGGAUCACUUGGGCAUGGGAAGGCUCGGGGAAGAGCGAGCCAACACUCCUGUCGUGACCAUGCUUCCGUUUGAUUCUACGCGGAAAUGGAUGGCCGUCCUGCUGAAGCUUCCCAAUGGCAGAUACCGGCUGCUGGUCAAAGGAGCUGCCGAAAUAGUGUUUGAGUACUGUGCCUUCAUAGUAUCCGACCCGACGUACCAAGUCACCAUCGAUCGGCUCACGGAACCGGACAGGGCGAGCUUUCGCAAAACGAUCAACGACUAUGCGGUCAACAUGCUUCGCCCGGUCGCCAUAAGCUUCAGGGACUUUGACGAGGACGAGGUAUUUCUGCACCCAGACGACGACCCGGCCUCUAUUAACUUGGAAUGGUUGGCUUCUGGCAUGGUCUUCAUCGGCUUCUUUGGGAUCCGCGACCCCCUUCGGCCCGAAGUCGUUGAUUCCGUUCGCAAGUGCCAGGAUGCCGGCGUCUUCGUGCGCAUGGUCACGGGCGACAACUUCCUCACGGCAAAGGCUGUCGCAGCAGAAUGUGGCAUCUACACUGCUGGCGGCGUUGCCAUGGACGGGCCAACCUUCAGGAAGCUGACGCCGUCACAGCGCGACGCCAUCAUCCCGCGCCUACAGGUGCUGGCGAGGUCCAGUCCCGAGGACAAGCUGCUGCUCGUCACACGCCUGAGAGAGAUGAGGGAGACGGUGGCAGUCACGGGCGACGGAACGAAUGAUGCACUUGCCCUCAAGGCGGCUGAUGUUGGCUUUGCUAUGGGUCUGCAGGGCACCGAGGUGGCCAAGGAAGCUGCUUCAAUCAUUCUUCUUGACGACAAUUUUGCAUCUAUAGUCCGGGCCUUGAGCUGGGGCCGGACAGUCAACGAUGCCGUCAAGAAGUUUAUUCAGUUUCAAUUUACCAUCAACAUAACCGCAGGCAUCACUACAAUCAUAUCAGAGCUCGUUGGCGACUCGAUCUUCACGGUUGUACAGCUCCUCUGGAUCAACCUCAUCAUGGACAUCUUCGCGUCGCUCGCAUUUGCUACCGACCAUCCUUCGCCGGAUUUCCUGAUGCGGAAACCCGAGCCUCGCAACACGCCGAUCAUCAACAUCACCAUGUGGAAGAUGAUCGUCGGUCAGUCCAUCUACCAGCUGCUGGUGGUCUUUUUGGUGCACUAUGUGGGCUGGGACCUUUUCAAUCCCGGCACCGAGCAUGAGAUUGAAAAGCUACAAACGCUGGUGUUCAAUAUCUAUGUCUGGAUGCAGUUCUUCAACCAGCACAAUUGCCGGCGUGUGGACAAUAAGCUGGAUAUCUGGUACCAAGGGAUUCUGAAGAAUCCGUGGUUCAUUGGCGUGCAGCUCCUUACGAUUCUCGGCCAGUUCCUCAUCAUCUUCAAGGGAGGUGAAGCUUUUGAUACGAAACCGUUGACGGGCGCUCAGUGGGGAUGGAGCAUCUUGUUUGGCAGCCUGACGAUUCCGCUCGGUGCACUGAUCCGCCAAGUACCUGACAGUCUCGUCUUGGAGUUGUUCCGCGGUGUGAAGAAGCUCUUCCUUUUCGUCACUACUCCGAUUCGAAAUGUCUGGGCAUUGAUCUUUGCCAGAACCAAAGAGAGGUCCGGCGAUGCCUCUCAAGGAGAGCUUGGGUCUGUAGAGAACUCGGGUAUCUCAUCCAACAACGCUUUAGCCCACCAGACGGAAUUGUCAGUUGCAAACCCACCUCCACGAGAGGCGAACCAUAUCAUGUCAGACACCGAGUCACAGCCUACUCUCAACGACAACAACAGCAGCAGCCUAGCCGAGAACUCCACAAUAGCUUCCAUAUCCGAAAAGAGGGAAAUUGACCUGCAAGCGCUGAUUGAUGCUGCGAAACUGGGCCGACUGGCAGACAAGGAGAUGCUGGAGAUCCAUCCGCGCACGCUGAAGAACGAUCCGAUCCUCACACCACGGUCAGACUUGAACAUACCGCCAAGUCAAGACCCGUACAUUCUCCGAUAUUUCAUCAGAACCCGGAGAAACGAUGCCCGUGGCUCCAUUAGCAGAUCGGCUCGCAGGCCUACGGUGCCUGCACGGGCUACCUGGGUUGAGCCGAGUCGGCCGACUCCUGCCAGGACCAGGGAGCAGCCGAGGCGGGACUGGAUUUCCUGGGAGGGGCUGCUGAGGUCGAAGAGGCGAUAG
This is a messenger RNA of Trichoderma reesei QM6a, 3846 nucleotides long. RefSeq names its product cation transporting ATPase. Gene Ontology annotation, cellular component: membrane; intracellular membrane-bounded organelle. Lineage: Eukaryota; Fungi; Ascomycota; Sordariomycetes; Hypocreales; Hypocreaceae. The transcript is spliced from 2 exons. Gene Ontology annotation, biological process: intracellular calcium ion homeostasis; calcium ion transmembrane transport. The record is from RefSeq and is a predicted model, not a curated record. Gene Ontology annotation, molecular function: ATP hydrolysis activity; ATP binding; P-type calcium transporter activity. The coding region runs from base 1 to 3846 and encodes 1281 amino acids.